GCCCUGGUAGGAUAUCUAAAGGCUGCAGGAAAGGAAGGUCUAGGUAUCUAUUCCCUGGCUCCUGCCUUUUUAGUCUGCAUCUUUCGACAAAAGCCUGUAACUCUAACUCUCUCCAAGUUCCAGGACCACUCCCCCUCCAGCAACUUCAGGCCUGGCUGCUAACAGUGACCGUAGGAAGUCACCGUCCCUCAUUGCUCCCCUUUCACCCUGCUCAUGACUCCUCAGCUCUGUCUCUUAAGGGCAUGAUCUGUGUGACAGCUGACCAAUACAGGAGGAGCUGGCAGCGAGCCGUGGGCCACCCGAGCCUCCGCCAGAUUUCCUGACCAAACGCGGGAGGAGAGAUGCCCUGGAUUGUCCUGCUGCUUGUAGCUGGCUCCUUGGCUAUUCCAGCGCCAUCCAUCAUGCUGGUGCCCCCACACCCCAGCAGUCAAGAGGACCCCAUCCACAUCUUAUGCAUGGCCCCCAGGGGUUUCCCAGGGGCGAAUUUCACACUGUACCAAGGUGGGGAGGUGGUGGAGCUCCUGAAAGCCCCCAAGGACCAGCUCAGGGUCAUAUUCAACCUGAGCGGCAGCAGCAGGGAGGCUCGAGGGGGACCGUUCUGCUGCCAGUACAGUGUGCUUGGCGAGAACAGGCAACCCCAGCUGUCGAACCUCAGCGAGCCUGUGCACGUCUCCUUCCCAGUGCCCACCUGGAUCCUGGCACUGUCCUUGAGCCUGGCUGGAGCCACUCUCCUCCUCGCUGGACUGGUGACCAUUGCCCUGAUCAUCAGGAAAGUUAAAGUAAAAAACUUGCAGAAGAGACGAGAGCGAGAGUCCUGCUGGGUUAACAUCGCCACCACAGACAUGUCCUUCGACAACUCCCUGUUUACCAUCAUGAAAAUGACUUCAGAAGAAGAUGCAGCCAACCUGGAUGCUCCCUCAGGCUCCACCGAGACACCUGGACCUCGGAAGAGGCCCACUUCCACAUCAUCCUCACCUGAGCCCCCUGAAUUCAGCACAUUCCGGGCCUGUUAGGGGAGCCCUUCUCUGUCUGCAUGCCCUCUGUUCAGCCCUCCCCCUGGAGCUGGCCAGGCUGUGUAGGGCCUCCAGCUACUUCGGGGACUUCUGGCUGCUGCUUUCUCAGGGAAAUGAACAGAAGAGACAAAGGAGAUUCGUCCUUGGGACCUUCGUCGUAGAGAAGCAGAGUGGGAGAGGGGGUGAAAGCAUCGACCUGGAGGCUGGACGGAAAGCAGGAAGCAUCUCAGGAUUUCCAGCUUCUCAACCCACCAGGGGAGGAGAUGCUAGGAUCCCUUCUGGCCUUUAGCUGGGCUGUUAUGAAUCUGAGCCUCGCACACCCCUCUGGUUUCCUCCUUCCCAUCACACCUGACGUGGCCAACCUGACUGGGUUUUUGGAGCAUAGGGUACCCUGGGUGGGGUAUAUUCUGUGUGCCCUGCUGGCAUGCCUAAGUUAUUAAUUAUUAUGU
This is a messenger RNA of Dama dama (fallow deer), 1462 nucleotides long. It is a transcript of the gene C9H19orf38, whose product is annotated as chromosome 9 C19orf38 homolog. The record is from RefSeq and is a predicted model, not a curated record. The transcript has 8 exons. Lineage: Eukaryota; Metazoa; Chordata; Mammalia; Artiodactyla; Cervidae. Bases 342 to 1013 code for a protein of 223 amino acids.